Molecule: messenger RNA, 990 nt
Organism: Talaromyces rugulosus
Lineage: Eukaryota; Fungi; Ascomycota; Eurotiomycetes; Eurotiales; Trichocomaceae
Exons: 3
Coding region: 1-990 (329 amino acids)
Source: RefSeq, a predicted model, not a curated record
AUGUCUACCGAUGUCCCAACUCAGCGUCGAGGUCUCCCUCUCCAUGUCACACCCGAAAAUAGCUCUGGCGGGACUUUCAUCGUAAUCGGUGCUAAUACCGGGCUGGGACUGGAAGCUGCCAAACACCUGGUGGCCGUCGGCGCCGCAAAGGUCAUCAUGGGUGUGCGUAAUCUCGACGCCGGCGAGACCGCGAAAACAAGCAUUGAAAGUGCAACAGAAAAGACUGGUGUUGCCGAGGUAUGGAAAAUCGACCUGUCCAGUUAUGACUCUGUCAAGGCCUUUGCGAAGAAAGCAAUCACGGAACUGGACCGCAUCGAUGCGUUGAUUGAGAAUGCGGCCGUUGCAAUGUCCGAGCGUGUGUUGGCUGAAGGGCAUGCCCUGCCCAUCACAGUCAACGUGCUGAGCACCUUCCUUCUUGCAGCGUUGAUAUUUCCAAAGUUGAGCGAUGAUGCUAAAAAGUUCGGCAUCUUGCCUCAUAUCACGAUCAUCUCGAGUAGCGUUGGCUUCGAUUUUGAGGAGCAAUGGAAUUUGAUCAAAGACGAUCCGAUAGUAAAGUCAGAUGGCGAGUCGAUGGUAACUUUGAUGCUAUACCCAUUGUCCAAACUGAUGGAGAUCCUGGCAGUUAAAUAUAUUGCACCCCAGAUUCCUGUAUCUCGCACAGGGGUGGUCCUAAAUGUUGUCUGUCCGGGCUUAUGCAUCACAGAUCUUAGCCGGAACGCGCCGCCUGCUUUCAAAGAGCAAAUUGCCGUCCAACACAAGCAGUUUGGGCGGACAGCAGAGGAUGGCAGCAGAACGCUUCUUCAUGGGGCUGUUGCAGGAAAGGAGAGCCAUGGGCGCCUCCUCGCUGCUUGUGAAAUCGCGACGCGACAACUACCAAGCUGGCUCGAAAACGAAGAGGGUCAACAAGCGCAAAAGCGGGUAUGGGGCGGUAUUGCCAAAGAGCUGGAGGCUGUUGAGCCUGGUUGCGUCAGCAAGAUGCUACAAGCAUGA